UUUUGUUUCGAGUAGGCGGUCAUACUGGUCAUUAAAAUAAAUAAAAUUAUACUAAAAAACAGUAGUUAGCAGAUUCAGUCGAUACGUAAUAAAAUUAUAAGAUGUUGAAUGGACAGAUCGCGCACAGUUAUCUGGAGAACUCGUGCACGCUGCUGAUACCCAGCCCGCUUGCCGCGAAUCAGUCCACAAAGUCGCCUCAGCCAGCAGCAGCUGCUGCUGCUUCUUCUUCCGCUGGCGAGGAGCAUGGCCAGGGGGCGGCAGAGGUGUCUGGAGCGGGAGGCGCGGAGGCGUUGCAUGUGGAUCGCAUAAGAAACUGCGAUAUAUUCGUCGACGCGCACGAUCUUUACUUCUACGCAGACGUCAAGCUGUACAAAUUCCACAGCCGGCGCACUUUCGAUCUGCGGGAACUGAAGACGCUGCUGAUAAAAUACAACACGAAGGAGAAUCACUACCAGAUCUGCCUGCGCUGUCUGCCCCUUACAGCGGCCGCCCAAGAAGGUUCGGGUGGCGGCGGAGGAGGAGGAAGCGGUGGCACGGGCGAUGCUGCCAAGCCAAAGACCGGCCGAAAAGAUUACAUUGCCACCUUCCUGCACCUUCCAACCCUGUCCGACGCCACCAGUGCCCAUUUGGCGGACAAGGAGCCCCUGGUUCAGGAAUGGAAACUUAAACGCAUCACCGAUCAGUGCCAAUUGCAGCUCGACGGCCACGAGCGCACCUACAAGCUAACCAACCACUUCGGUUACGGCUUUGCCAGCAAAUACAGCGGUCCGCUGGACACGAGUGAGCUGGACACUUGCCGCGUGUCGGAGCCACAUCGAUUAAGCCCAAUCCAGAGGCGCCAGGAGCGCGUGGUCGACGAGAUGAAGCGCUUUUCGCGCGAACAGUACAAAAUAAAUUUUGUGGAGCUACAGGUUCCGUCCGGUCACCAGAAUCCUCAGCGCUACAAGCCGAAAAUCUACGAGACUUCCAUGACGCAGGAGCAGGCACACCUGCUUCACAACAUCAGCCGGGAGCAGGCGAGGGAUCAGCAGCCGUACGACGUCCUGCGCCAGAACGAGAUCGAUUGCGGACUCAUUAGCAUUCUGCUGGCCAUAUGCUAUGAUGUGCGGACGACAAACAAUGAGCCGACAUGCGAGUCGGGAUGGACGCGCAGCAUCCUCUGUCCGCUUUACUGCUACUUUGAGCAGUUCGACAAUUACCGGGAUGUGCUGGUGGCCUUCCUGCGGCGCAUGAUCACAUACCCGCUGUACCGCAAUUUUGAGCUCGGUCGCCAGUGCGUGCGUGAUGCCAUCGAAGUGCUGAAGGGCGGCCGCAACUGGCUGAUAAACCAGCUGCUGCUUACGCACCAGCAAUUUGCCAGCGGAGAGCCCAGUCGGGAUAGCUUUAACAGCUACUACUUGGAGGACUACAUCCGGUAUGUGACCAGUCCAACCGCUUGUAGCGAUGAACACCUUCGCCUGCUGGCCCGCAACCUAAAGAACGUACUAAUGGAUGUGAACAAGCGGCAUCUGGGCUUGGGAGUGACCGAGAUUGAGACUGAGUUGAUCAAGGAACUGAUGCAGGAGAUGCGCAUGGAUGCGGGCAGCGAGAGCUCCUCCCCACAUCAGCACGGUCAGGGCGACGAUGAGCUGGAUCUGGAUAACGAUGCGUCAGGGCACGAGGACGAGACUACGACUGAUGAUGACAGUGUCAUUACCGACUCCUUUGAUAGCAUGGACAUGGACAUGCGGCUGAUCGAAAAUGAAAUUGUGUACGAGGACGACGAGGAGGAUGAAGAGGACGAUGACGAGGAUGAGGAUGGGGCAGAUGAUGACGACGACGACAGCAGCUCCUCCACUACCACCAGCAGCGAGGCGGAGGGGAACAGCGUCAUCGAGCAGUGCAGCAACAGCGAUGCCGCUGCCAGCAUCAGCACCAGCACCAAGUAAUAAGCCACUUUUCCCGAGUCCGGCAAGUCCUGCUCCUGCCUUGCCCAAAACAAACAAGCAACACAACCAACUUAAUGUCAAAGAACGGAGGCUAAACAGUGAUUACUUUUACAUUUAAAACAACAAGUAACAUACAAUACAAUACAAUACACUACAAUCCCGAGCAAACAUGUAAAGUUACACAAAAACCCAAAAAUCUACUUAAAUCUUAACUGUACAAUAAUUUAAUGAGACGCAAACUCAAAGAUUUGUUCACGCCAAAUGCGAAGAAAUAUUUAAAUAUUUUUUCUCCUUUGCUCUACAAUAACUACGAUUAUAAUUACACAUACAAGUAAAUCAGAACUUUAGCAUUUAGUAUGGCAUUAGAGUACGAAACAUUUGAAUUUUGAAUUCUGAAUUCUGAAAAGCGAAAUCUAGUUGUGCAUUUUGUAUAUACAUCUAUAUAUAAUCAUAUAGAUAUCGAUAUUGUUGGUGCUGCAAGCAAAGAAACAAAUAAAAAAAAUUAAAGUGGAAUGGAAAGCAACCCCGAAACUAAAACUACAUUUUGGGCGUAAGUCACUUAGAAUUUAUCAGUUAAUGUUGUAUGAUUGUCAUUGAAGUCUAGACAAAAAGGUUAAGAAAACUAAUAAAAUGGAAAAUGCAUAUUUUUUUAUUA
Molecule: messenger RNA, 2583 nt
Organism: Drosophila ficusphila
Lineage: Eukaryota; Metazoa; Arthropoda; Insecta; Diptera; Drosophilidae
Product: protein SHQ1 homolog
Exons: 3
Coding region: 102-1928 (608 amino acids)
Biological process (GO): box H/ACA snoRNP assembly
Cellular component (GO): cytoplasm; nucleoplasm
Source: RefSeq, a predicted model, not a curated record